AGGAGUCCUAUGGGACGUUCAGCGAUGAGUACCUCUGGGAGACGAUGGACAUCGAUGACAGCCGCAUGGAGGACUCGAAGGCUGACGGCACCCGCUUUAUCAGCGUCGUGAGCCCCAGCCUGAGCCCGACGCUGCCGCUCACCCAGACCCCGAGCACGAGCAUCAGCAAGACCUCGUCCUCCAGCAAGACCUCGUCCUCCAGCACCUCCUCCCAGAAAAGUUUUCCUAAAAUAUUUCAGACAUUUAGGAAAGAUGUGCCUGAAAUAAAUUUCAGUAGUUUGUAUCAAGGAACCCCAAUAUCAGUACAAACAGAAGAAAGUUGGCUUCAAAACUUGUCUUACAGAAAGUGGUCUGGGAAGAGAACAUCCUCCAUAAGGAAAGAAAGUGAACAUGAAAAUCUGGCUUCUAAGUUAAGAGAAAAAUGGGUAAUUAAUCCAGAAGAGCCAAAACUAAAUAUUUUAUGUGAGCUGGAGUUCAAGGAAGACUUCCUAACACUGUUUGAACCUUCUUUGAGAACUUUACCCAGCGCUGGGCCACCAACCAUUCUGGCAUUCAAACAAGAGAGUUCCAAUUUAGGCAUUACCUUCAAGGAAGAAGAGGAGGAGAUGUUGCCCAAGUGUGAAUUUUGUGGGAGCGAUCUAAGAAUAUUUCUUUCCGAUAUGGAUAUUUACUCUGACAACAGUAGCUCUGAACCUAUAGAACAUACCCCCUGUUGUAAUUAUUUCCAAAAUCUGACUGACUACAUCUAUGAUGAAAAUAAAAAAAUCCAAAGCACUAAAACUGAAUUAAUCUCCAUCAAACCUCAUGCAGCUUACGGCAGUGAAGUUGAUAGACUCAAAGCAAGGGAAAAAGCCCUGCAGAGAAAACAGGAGCGAAAAAUGGCCAAACAUUUGACAAUAAUAACAAAUGAACAGACUAGUUUCUUUGAAGAAGAUUCAAAACACUUUAAAACAAUUUCUUAUCAACUUUCCGUGGAUAUUCCGGAAAAAGACACAACUGAUGACAGAUCACUUGAUUUUCAACUAGACGAAAGAAACGUAUCUAUUAUUUGCUGUGAUUCUAGGAUAGCAUGUGGAAAGAUUGUAAGGAAUGAACUUUUAGAGAAGUACUACAAACAUGGGAGCAAGUUUCUGACUUCAUUUCCAGAUGGGACAACUCAAAUAUUCUACCCAUCUGGAAACCUAGCCAUCAUCCGUGUGCCCAACAAGACAAAUGGCUUCACUUGCAUAGUCCAAGAAGACAUGUCCACUAACCCUGCGAUCCUGGCAGUGCUAGAUUCUUCUGGCAGAAGUUCUUGUUAUCAUCCCAAUGGAAAUGUCUGGGUAUACAUCAAUAUCUUAGGAGGUCAAUAUUCAGAUCAAGCUGGCAACAGAGUGAGGGCUUGGAAUUGGUCAAGUUCUGUCACUUCUUCAACCUUUGUUUCAUUUAAACCUGUCUUUCUGGCCUUGAACCAUUAUGUCGGAGUUCGCAUCUUAGAACAAGACAAGAUUUCAAUCACUUUUCUAGCAAUGGGCCAACAGGCAAGAAUUAGUGUUGGAACCAAAGUGAAGCUACUGAACCCUGAGGAGAUUCCAAUUUUCCGAUACAUGAAUGGGGAUGACCUGCUGCUGCUGGCCAGUUUAAUAAAGAUUCGACGCCUAUUUCAUAAACUUGAAGGAUGUGUGAAUUUUCCCUCCAGCCAAGUUUGGGAAAAAUUUAAGCAACCUUCCUACCUUUCUUCACUUUCUCUAAAACUAAUUGCCCUUUGUCACAAUUCUGGUAUAAAGCAAGAUACAAAAACAGCAAUAGCAGCUAUAAUAAAUGAAAAACUUUAACUAAGAUUGAUGGUACUUUCAGUUGUUUUGUUGUUGUUUUUUUAGAAGGGGGUGUGUGUGAGAGAGUUCAAGAAACGUGUGUAAAAUGACCAGGAAAGACCAAGAAAUGCACUUUAUUACAAAUUUAGAGAACAUCUUGAGUCAUCACUGGUUUACAUUCUUGGUCGGAAAACUAAACAACUCACUUUCAGGACACCAGAGAAUGAGCAAAUCAGCAAAAGUAUCUAGAUCAAUUAGAGUUCUAUCAGGAAAACAGAAAGCAGGAAGGGAUUAGACGCUUCCAACACCAUCCAAAAGGAUGGGCAUGUGAAGGUCAAGAAAAACCCUGCUGGCUUUCAGAAAAUCUGCAAGUGAAGGAAUCUAAGGAAGCCAGGGAGCCAACAGCACCAAGGUGAGAGAGUGGCAAGAGCUUUUCUGGAAGAGCUGCAGCCUCACAUAAGAAUGAAGGAAUAACAAGAAAUUGCCAUCUACCUAAAUAUCCACCCCUCCUGCCAAAGAUGAAUGAUGGCUGCUGCUUCUCUCUCACUUUGCAAACCUCAGGCAGGUGCCUCUCACUGGAACCGGCUGGCAAGAGAUUAUCUCCCCUUCGAAGGAGAGAAAGGAGAGAUGUUGCUGAAUCUUCAAGGA
Pteropus alecto (black flying fox) is the source of this 2441-nucleotide messenger RNA. RefSeq names its product glutamate rich 6 (gene ERICH6). The transcript has 14 exons. The coding region runs from base 45 to 1814 and encodes 589 amino acids. NCBI's taxonomy places the organism in Eukaryota, Metazoa, Chordata, Mammalia, Chiroptera, Pteropodidae. The record is from RefSeq and is a predicted model, not a curated record.